AUGCCAGCGAUCCGGGAAUAUCAUCCUCGCAUCCUUGCCAAAGUCCAGACGCUCGUCGAGCUCAUCAAGGAGCGAGCCACUGGGCCUAUUCUUAUUAACGAGGUCAUGUACUGGUUCGCAUUUGACUCUAUGGGUGACUUCGCCUUCAGCGAAGACUUUGGCAUGAUGAAGAAUAAUGAGUGGCAUCGAGUUAUUUUCACCUUCCGUGCUGCGCUAGCUCUACUAGGCCCUUUUAGCCCUGCAAUCUGGAUCCCCCGCCUUGCCUUCGCCUUUAUCCCCGGCCUGUGGUGGGCUCGUUGGUGGUUUCAGAUGCUGGAGUUUUGUGAUAAAUGCAUGGAGCGACGGAUGAAGAGAACACUACCCGACAAGGAUAUUGCCUCCUUCUUCAUUCAAGACCAUACGACAAAUGCUGACGAAAGCCGUGGACUGUGGUUAAGCGGCGACACCGCAACGCUUGUCGUGGCUGGAAGGUUUGUAUUCUUGUUGCUACCCCACCUGAAUGGGAUGAUUAACGAAACCAUGCGGCUUCUUCCUGCGGUACUCACGUUUGGCACCCGCGUAACGCCACCAGAGGGGAUUACGAUUGAGGGCACAUUCAUCCCCGGUGGCACGAAACUCUGCGCGCCGAGGUAUACGAUUGGACGAUUGGAGUCCGCCUACGCUCAACCGGACGAGUUCAUCCCCGAGCGAUGGUAUAGCCAACCUGAACUGAUCCGGGAUCGACGGGCCUUUGCGCCUUUCGGGGUUGGCAACACAAGCUGUGUGGGUAAGAACUUGGCCCUGACACAGAUCCGACUGGUUACUGCGGCGCUCGUCAGCCGAUACCACAUCGAAUUCGCGCCAGGGACCAAGAAUGGCGAGCGAGUGGAGAAAGAUAUGAAGGACCAACUGACUGCGCAGCCUGGCGAGUGUCGAUUGGUGUUCGUGGGACGAGAAUGA
Messenger RNA from Aspergillus steynii IBT 23096, 939 nucleotides. Its product is annotated as cytochrome P450. Lineage: Eukaryota; Fungi; Ascomycota; Eurotiomycetes; Eurotiales; Aspergillaceae. Gene Ontology annotation, molecular function: monooxygenase activity; iron ion binding; oxidoreductase activity, acting on paired donors, with incorporation or reduction of molecular oxygen. Bases 1 to 939 code for a protein of 312 amino acids. The record is from RefSeq and is a predicted model, not a curated record. The transcript is spliced from 5 exons.